ACACAAAUUACACAUUUGAUUGUUUUGAAUUGCAAACUGUAAGAGCAUUUUGAGAAAACGGUGGUCCUCAUAUCUAUUGGGAAAACCACAUGAGCUAAUGAAAAAACGGUGGUCCUAUACUUAAUGGGCCUAAAGCCCAGUGUAUAUCAAAACUCGUGUCAAAAAGUUAAGGAAUAAAAUAAAGAACGACGUCGUGCGGACAUAAUGACAAGUGCAGGCAGGUGCUUAAAAAGAAUAACUCAAGAGAGGACUUGAGAGAAACAAUGUAUGAAUUUGAAUAGAGAGGGAUAAGAAGUAAUAAUGGGAACGGUUCUCAAACUUCCGAUCAUCGAUCUUUCUUCGCCGGAGAAGCUCUCUACUUCCCAAUUGAUUCGUCAGGCUUGCGUGGAUCAUGGAUUCUUCUAUCUCACGAAUCAUGGCGUUUCGGAAGAGUUGAUGGAAAGAGUGUUAACGGAGAGCAAGAAACUAUUCUCUCUUCCUCUUGAUGAGAAGAUGGUGAUGGCUCGUCGUGGUUCUCGUGGUUACUCACCUUUAUACGACGAAAAACAUGAAUCCUCUGCCACGUACAAAGGUGAUUCCAAGGAGAUGUUCACGUUUGGAUCUUCAGAAGGAGUUUUGGGACAACUUUACCCUAACGAGUGGCCUCUUGAAGAGCUUCUGCCGCUUUGGAGGCCAACCAUGGAAUGCUACUAUAAAAAUGUCAUGGAUAUUGUUGGUAAGAAAUUGCUUGGCCUAGUGGCUUUGGCAUUGAAUUUAGAGGAAAACUUCUUUGAACAAGUGGGAGCCUUCAAUGAUCAAGCAGCAGUUGUUCGUCUCAUACGUUAUCCAGGAGAGUUGGAUUCAUCUGGAGAAGAAACAUGUGGGGCUUCUGCUCAUUCAGAUUUUGGAAUGAUAACUCUUCUUGCAACGGAUGGAGUUGCAGGCCUUCAAGUUUGUAGGGAUAAAGAUAAAGAACCAAAGGUUUGGGAAGAUGUCGCUGGAAUCAAAGGGGCUUUUGUUGUCAAUAUCGGCGACCUUAUGGAGAGAUGGACUAACGGUCUUUUCCGAUCAACCAUGCAUAGAGUGGUGUCGGUGGGGAAAGAACGUUAUUCGGUGGCUGUAUUCGUCGAUCCAGACCCAAACUGCGUUGUGAAGUGCUUGGAGACCUGCUGCAGUGAAACUUCUCCUCCCAGGUUUCCACCGGUCCGGGCCAAAGAUUAUUUCCACGAGCGAUUCAGUCAAACUCUCGCUUCGUAUUCUGGUUCCGGCUAAAAGACGUAUAUGAGAAGCUCCUCCACAUUUGCUUAAAUAAGACAUGCAUGUGUCAAAUGUUUGAGUUUUCUACGUUAAUAAAACCUGUUCUAAUGUUUGGGUUUGAGUCGUGUGCUUUGCGUGGACAUGAAUGUAUUGUAAUAAAUUAUUAAAGGUGAUAAAGUACUUAUAACUAUAUCACUGAUGCUGUAUUAUUUGCGACUGGUCAAAUAUACUAGUUGUGGUCCU
Messenger RNA from Camelina sativa (false flax), 1479 nucleotides. RefSeq names its product azadirone synthase LFS-like. The record is from RefSeq and is a predicted model, not a curated record. Lineage: Eukaryota; Viridiplantae; Streptophyta; Magnoliopsida; Brassicales; Brassicaceae.